This is a messenger RNA of Verticillium alfalfae VaMs.102, 1965 nucleotides long. RefSeq lists its product as hypothetical. The record is from RefSeq and is a predicted model, not a curated record. NCBI's taxonomy places the organism in Eukaryota, Fungi, Ascomycota, Sordariomycetes, Glomerellales, Plectosphaerellaceae. The transcript is spliced from 5 exons. The coding region runs from base 1 to 1965 and encodes 654 amino acids.
AUGGCACCCAAAUCCAAAACCCGCAAGGAGAUAGCAUGGACUCUGGCCAAUGUUAAACGCUCGAAAAUUUUGGAUCUCAACAUUCGGUCGACCUAUACGCAAUUCAGCGGCCAAGAAGCGUUCAGAGAGCUGGUGCAGAACUGGCGAAACGAGGUGAUCAGAGCCAGUGGCCUCAACCCGCAGCAGUUCAUGAACUCUGUCACCCGCGAGAUAAUGACAAAUGACUUGGAAGUCGAGAUCUUAUACAAGGCCACCAAGCCUGCGCAAGGCUCACGAGGCGCACCGGAGGUUUUUGGUUUCAUUCGGUACAAAGGGGAAAACGGACAAGGCACAGUUGAACUCACGAACCGCAAGAGCACCCUCCAACUUGAGCAUCUGGAGAUGGGUGGCACCAGUAAGAGACACGCUGCGAACCAAGCAGGCACCCACGGAGAGGGGAUGAAGCUCGCGGCCCUCUCCAUGAUGAGACCAGACAACAACCACAGUGUGCAAUGCGUCUCUAGGGGUUGCACGUGGACUUUCUACUUGAACAGUCUCAUUAAACUGUGUGUGAAGGUCGAGCGGAUACCCAAAAGCCGUCUUCAGCAGAGCAUGCCCCCUUCUAGGGCUCUAAAGCAGAUUCAUUCUACAUGUGUAGCCGCGCCCCAUGAAGAUGUGCAGUUCCUGCUUGGGGCUAGGAGCAAAACCGACGAUCAAACGAAGCAGAACACCCAGCAUGUCCCUAUCACGAAAGCCGUGUUCGAGAGCUGGACGUCCACGGCGCUCUUUCUGCAGGAGCCAAAUCCGCAGAUGACAAUCACGACGUCCCGUGGCAAACUCUUGUUGGAGCCCAAAUAUCAUGGCAAGCUAUACCUCAAAGGCUUACUUCUCAGCCAUUCUACCCGAAACUCUGUCAGCAUCAGUGGCAAGCAGAUGAGGAACACGACUUUUUCAUGUUGCAACCCGUUUGAAGGCGGCCCUCAUACAGAAGUAUCCAACCGGUGGUUCUUUGACAACGAGCAGAGAACGGAGUAUCCCGAACUCGAACUAACAAUCCAAGGCCUUGGAUUGCGAGGAAUGUACCUCCCCAAGACGUACUGGAAACUGCUGCACAAGCAGGGGCUUGUACGCGAAGUCUGGGCUGAAGAGGCCAUACGGUUCGGCAAAGCCAAGGCUCUGGGCCCUAAAGACCUGCCUCAAACAUAUUUUGCUCAGGAGCUAUAUCGCAUCAUCGAAGCAUGUAUGCACGACUGCCACGAAUGCAUGCAUCGCAUCACCCUGCUCAUUGUUGACGCUGGCGAACUCGAGCUUGACACUAUGUACCUUGCGGGCCCGCCUGCACAGCUCAAGGUACACGUCAAAUGGUUGUCGCAUGACAUCCUCAGCACAGAAUUGGGGACGCGACUCGACAAGGACAACCUGCGAGAUGUUGGCAGAAGUGCGAGACUGCUUUUUAAGCGCAUGCUGCAGACUGUGCCGACCGACAAGCUUAGACUUGGUGGAAAGACGUGGCAGUGGAAGGUCCGCCAGCUCGGGCUGCUAGCUGACCAGCGGAUCGACGACGCAACCGUGUUCGGCGCGACGCGCGUGAUCCCGGAGCCUGCGGUCUGUCGGGGCGUGGUGGUUCGCAGCCACUUCCUCAAGGAGCUGCCUCAAGGCGUUUCUGCUGAAAUCCAUCUUCACGGCAUGGCAACUUGCGGUGAUAAACGCAGCAUAUUUUGUGCUUCAGAAGGACCCCGGACGGGUGUGACUUUUGAGAACUUGGACCUUCGAGUAGACUAUUUUGCCCUUGUCUAUUCUGCAAACAGGCCAGGAUCCUUCAUCCACGUCUCUUGUGGUUCUACCAAGCCGUCCGCCUUUCUCGAGUACACAACAAAAGUCAGCACUAGUCACUCGGCCACCGUGGGCGGCGAUGCUAGCAAGGACUGCGACACCGCCGAUAGACCCUCGACGACGGGAAGCAAGCGGUCGGCAGAUGCGUAUUAG